This is a messenger RNA of Cladophialophora bantiana CBS 173.52, 2022 nucleotides long. RefSeq lists its product as uncharacterized. The record is from RefSeq and is a predicted model, not a curated record. The transcript has a single exon. NCBI's taxonomy places the organism in Eukaryota, Fungi, Ascomycota, Eurotiomycetes, Chaetothyriales, Herpotrichiellaceae. Bases 1 to 2022 code for a protein of 673 amino acids.
AUGUCCCAAGAUCAAGAUCCUUAUUUCCAAUUCGAGCGGGACAUCAUUGGACCCCUCCGAAGUCCAGCACUUGAGCCAGUAAAUCCAGAAUACGGUCCCCGAGCCAGCCCUGCACCCCUUGUACCCGUCGAAGACCCAUCUUCUUCUGACUCCUCGGAUGUGGAGGACCCGAAAGUGGUACGACGUCAGGGGAAUUCUAGAAUACGGAAGAGUCGAGCCAACUGCACCUUUGCCGACGGCGUACUGAUUCUUUCCUUAGAUCCCAAUCAACGCAUACUAGCUAGCCAGGCACGGAAACGGCCGUUGGACUCGAGAAGUCAAUCAGCGGCAGAGGAAGAGGACGACGAGGAAGAAGGAGGAGGAGAAGGAGAAGGAGAAGGAGAAGGAGAACAGGAUGAAGAGCACGACGGCGAAGGCGACGAUAAUGGGGUUCAAGCUGGCCGCAGAGAGAUCAGAAGGGCGACAAGGGUGAUUCGGAAUGGACCAAACUGUGUGUCCAUAAAAACGAAGCCGGUGGCGCGGACGGCCUUGCACGCAGAUCCUAAUGGUCGGGACGACGACGACGACUUUCCUAUGAUUGAUAGUCCAGCCACUGUGGCUGAAGACGAACCAGGGCGGUCGCCCCCGCAGCCUACGCAUGAUAUGUACAAGCCCGAAGAGGCUCAAGCUUUCCAUGUUCCGACGAGGCAAGCAGCAGACCUGUCGAGAAAGCAGUUCGACACAAUCCCACCCCCAAGGACGCGGCCAUUGUUUUCAAACUUGCGGUUGAAUCUUGCUCCAGCCAUUCGUGAUGGCAAUCAUGUUGACGACUCAAUCCUCAAGUCACCCAUUCUGGGAAAGUAUGCGAUAUCGCCUCGCGAUGGACAUCCAGAUUUCACCUUGCCAGCGAUGCAACAGAGGUCCCCUCCACGUUCCUCGCCUGCAGCUCUACCGGGGUACAGGAUGACGCUACCGCCCCUGAAGAUCGCCAUUGGCGAUCUCCAUGACUCGAGCAUGGGGGGGUUUACCUGCCUAUCCCCGGGCGUGGCUAGGCCUUCACCGAGCCAGUUUGCAUCGUAUGCGUCUCCGGCUUCGUACACAGCAUAUUCCGCCAUGUCACCUCCGGAUCCGCCGUUGCAGAGUAACUGGCGGACAACGACUCGCGAUUCCAACACGUCGACAUUUUCGGACUAUACUUCGUCGACUUCCGUCUCCGUCUCGACCCCAGCCUCGUCCAUCAUCACGCCAUCUCCGGCAGCCUCGGGUCCCUCGUCGUUGACAGCUCUAGCUGAACAGGAUUUAGAGGACGGCGAGGGGGAGGAGAGCAGGAUGCAGCAAGUUCUCACCAAGGAGACUGACCUGAGAUCAUUCGCUGAAGUCCGGUCCAGACCUCAGCCCCAACCUGACUCGCGACCAAAACCUCGACCGAAACCUGCAGCUCGAUCGAAACUUCAACAACUCCAACGUCCAGCUCGAUCGAAACCCCGGCCUCCUCAACCUGCAGCAGAAUUAAAAGCUCGGCUUCAACCUGCCCUGGAACCUGCUCCGCAACCUUCAGCACGAUCAAAGGCUCAGCCACAACCUACCCUUGAGCCUCCUCCUCAACCUGCAGCUCGAUCGAAGCCUCAGUCCCAACCUGAUCUGGAACUUCCUCCUCGACCCGAAUCCCAAACCGAAGCCGAAUCCGCGGCUGGGUCUGAGACCGAAUCCGAACUCUCAGAACUCACCGAGCUGGAGUCUGAGCUUGGGUCCGAACCUGAGCCCGAGCAUCGAUCUAAACCGCAUACGAAACGCCCUUCUGUCUCUCAAUCGAAGUCUCAACCUGAAGCGUCCUCCGAUGCCGCAGCAUUAGCUCGGUUUUCACUUGGCCCCUACAAAUGCACGUUUGAAGGGUGUACUGCCGCACCGUUUCACACUCAAUAUUUGUUAAACAGCCAUAUGAACGUCCAUUCUAACACGCGGACUCAUUUCUGUCCUAUCAAGGAUUGUCCUCGCGGGCCUGGUGGUCUAGGCUUUAAGAGGAAGAAUGAGAUGAUCAGGUGA